GAUGCGGCUGAAGCCGGGCUUUCUGCUGCGCGCCGUGCUGCUGGCGGGCAGCUUCCUGGGGCUGCUGCUGCUCUGGUCCUCGCUGGCCCCCCGCGCCGAGGAGCCGAGCCCGCAGGGCUGGAUGCGGGAGGACAAAGAAGCUAAGAAUCCCGUGCCAGACAAAGGAAACCAUGGACUAGCUCCAGGAAAUGAGAAAUUCAAACCUGUUGUACCCUGGCCUCAUGUUGAAGGCAUGGAAGUGGACUUAGAAUCUAUUCGAAGAAAAAAUAAGGCCAAAAAUGAACUAGAACAUCAUGUUGGUGAUAACAAUCAGCAGAACAUCAUGCAGAGGCAAUAUCUCACAUUUAAGCCUCAGACAUUUACAUACCAUGAUCCUGUUUUACGACCUGCAAUCCUUGGUAAUUUUGAGCCCAAAGAACCUGAGCCUCAUGGAGUUGCUGGUGGCCCUGGUGAGGAAGGCAAGCCAUAUGUAUUAGGACCAGACUACAAAGAAUCCAUUCAAGCCAGCAUUAAAGAGUUUGGGUUUAAUAUGGUGGCAAGUGAUAUGAUCUCGCUAGAUCGGAGCAUUAAUGACUUGCGUCAAGAAGAGUGCAAGUAUUGGCAUUAUGAUGAGAACCUGCUCACCUCCAGUGUUGUCAUUGUCUUCCAUAAUGAAGGAUGGUCCACACUCAUGAGGACAAUUCACAGUGUAAUAAAAAGGACACCAAGGAAAUAUUUGGCAGAAAUUGUGAUGAUUGAUGAUUUCAGUAACAAAGCGCACUUAAAAGAAAGACUAGACGAGUACAUUAAGCAGUGGAAUGGCCUUGUAAAGGUAUUUCGAAAUGAGAGGAGAGAAGGUUUAAUUCAAGCUAGAAGCAUUGGAGCUCAGAAGGCUAAACUUGGACAGGUUUUGAUUUACCUUGAUGCCCAUUGUGAGGUGGCAGUUAACUGGUAUGCACCACUUGUAGCUCCUAUAUCUAAGGACAGAACUACAUGUACUGUGCCUCUAAUAGAUUACAUAGAUGGAAAUGAUUAUUCCAUUGAGCCGCAGCAAGGUGGGGAUGAAGAUGGUUUUGCCAGAGGGGCCUGGGACUGGAGUUUGCUGUGGAAACGAAUUCCAUUAAGCCACAAGGAAAAGACCAAAAGAAAGCAUAAAACUGAGCCUUAUCGAACCACAUGCACUGUGCCGCUCAUAGAUGUCGUAGAUGGCAACACUUACACUAUUAUACCCCAAGGGGGUGGUGACGAAGAUGGGUUUGCUAGAGGAGCAUGGGAUUGGAGUAUGCUAUGGAAGAGGGUGCCUUUGACCAAGCAAGAGAAGGAAAUGAGAAAGACACAAACUGAGCCGUAUCGGUCCCCUGCAAUGGCUGGUGGAUUAUUUGCCAUUGAACGUGAUUUCUUCUUUGAACUGGGUCUCUAUGACCCAGGUCUUCAAAUCUGGGGUGGUGAAAACUUUGAAAUUUCUUACAAGAUCUGGCAAUGUGGAGGGAAGCUCUUGUUUGUUCCUUGUUCUCGUGUUGGACACAUCUAUCGUCUCCAGGGUUGGCAAGGAAAUCCACCCCCAGUGUACGUUGGGUCCUCUCCUACUCUGAAGAACUAUGUCAGAGUGGUGGAAGUUUGGUGGGAUGAGUACAAAGAUUACUUCUAUGCCAGUCGUCCAGAGACAAAAGCACUACCAUAUGGGGAUAUAUCCGAGCUGAAAAAGUUCCGUGAAGAUCACAACUGCAAAAGUUUUAAAUGGUUUAUGGAAGAAAUAGCCUAUGAUAUAACCUCACACUAUCCCUUACCAUCUAAAAAUGUGGACUGGGGAGAGAUCAGAGGCUUUGAAACUGCUUACUGCAUAGAUAGCAUGGGGCACACCAAUGGUGGCUUUGUAGAACUUGGACCAUGCCACAGAAUGGGAGGUAAUCAGCUUUUUCGAAUAAAUGAAGCUAAUCAACUCAUGCAGUAUGACCAGUGUUUGACUAAAGGACCUGAUGGAUCAAAAGUUAUGAUUACGCACUGUAAUUUAAAUGAAUACAAGGAAUGGCAAUACUUCAAGAAUCUACAUCGAUUUACCCAUAUUCCUUCAGGGAAGUGCUUAGAUCGCUCAGAGGUCUUACACCAAGUCUUUAUCACUGAAUGUGACUCCAGUAAAGCAACACAAAAAUGGGAAAUGAACAACAUUCUUAGUGUAUAGACAAAACAAACAAAAACCUGACCUACUGAAACAUUAAUUUGUACAGGACUGAAAAUAACCUGAAAACUGCUGCAACUAUUAACUUUGUACAGCUGCAAGCUUGAAAUCUCCCAACUUGGAUGAAGGACAUAGAUGAACUGUGAUAUUACAAUAACAUUAUCAUCUGCAGUUAAUGUUUACAAAACUGCUUUUACCUUAAACUUUGUAGAUGUUUACAUCUUUUUGUUUUAAGAUGUUGGGGGUUUAUGUGCUCUUAGCUAUGUUUUAUAGGAACAAAGUUAAAGGCACUGUGGUCUUCUUUGGGAUUUCACUCAGGGGUCUGAAGGCAGUUUUUUUACACACACUUGAAAAGGUUGGAGUAACCAGACUUUCAUAUAAUGUGGUGAUUAUCAACCUGUUGUAUCUUUUUAUUUUAUUUUACAUCCUACCAAGCACUGCCACGGGUUAUUAGCCAGAGUGGCCUUCUUUCACAGUCAUGCUGCUUUUUUGGAAAGGUAGAUUUCAACAUUAGUGCCUCUUUCAUUUCUCUAUAUAUUUUACAAGAAAAACAUUUGAUGGAAUGUAUAGUAUGGAUAUGUUGAUACGUCAUAUUGAUAAGAAUUAAUUGUACCACCCACGUAAUUACCGAAGACAAGUUUGUGUUGCCAAUGUGACUUCUGUAUUUACUACGUAUUGGUAAGGCAAAUAAAGGUACAGACCACACCAGAAAUGCUGUAGGGGGUCCCAAAAAUAUUGCAAAAUGUCCCUUUUGCAGCUAGGUGCUGUAAAUUCAUUGGAACUUUAAGUGAGCUGAACCAGGUAUGCUGAGUAGCACUUGGAUGCAGCUGGUGUAUUAGGCUUUUUCUAACUAGCACUUCCGUUGGUCCGGUGAGUGAAAAAAAUCCCACCCCGGCUGACAUAAAUUUCACCAACAAAAGCGCCAGUGUAGACAGCACUGUCAGUGGGAGAACUGACAUAGUUACAACCGCUCGUUGGGGAUGUUUUAAUUAUGCCAGUGAGAGAGCGGCUACACAGGAGACCUUACAGUGGCACAACUACAGUGGUACAGUGCUGCUGUAAGAUCCGUAGUGUAGACAUAGUCUUAGACAGCAUUAAAGCAAUUAAACAUUUAUUUUCUUUUCAAUAUUAAAAAAAGCCAAAAGAAACUGAACCUGAAAGCAUUGUGAUACAUCUGAUGAAGAGAGUGCUCUGAAUUACAGCUAAGAACUUACAAACACUAACAUCUUUGUUGUAUCAUGCUGUACAAACCUCUGAUAUAUUUUAAAGCUAAAGCUGCACAAUGUAUAAAAUUAAGAAUGGUCCAGUACUUUGUGACAUUGUUAAUAUAAAUUGAAUUCACCUGGAGGUGAACUAAAACUUUAAGUAAAAAAAAAAAAAAUUAAUUAACAUACAGGGGUAGACUUUAAAGGGGCACUGUCAACUAGUUUUAGAUCCAGAUUCUGAGACUAUUAAGAGUUGAUGACAUCACGAAUGCCUUGACUUAAUAGGAGUUGAGCCCUUUGCACCUCACAAGAUCAGACCCUGAAAGUAUUUGUUUUAGUACGAAAUUCUGCCCUCAAAUGCAGAUUAGCAUUGCAUGUAAUGUCCAUUGAAGUUAGUAAGGGUUAUGUGUCAUAUCUAAAGGCAGAAUUUGACCUUUAUAAAGCUAUCUAUCUAUGCAUAUUUUGGCAAUGAUUUGGGAUCUCCUCUGGCUUCUUUAAACUUCUCAGCUGUCCUUUAAAAGGUGUGAAAAAUAAAAUUAGAAAAUAAAGGAGGGAGAAUAAGAGUAUAGGUAAUUUUAUUAUUUGUGUGUAUGAAAACUGACUCCAUUUUUGUGCUGGGUAGAUUAAUCAUGUUACUAUGCAUUAGUGAAAGAAAGGUGGCAUAUAAAUUUUCCAGGUGUAUAUUUUAAGUGGGUAUUUUGUGCAAUUCAUUAAAAGAUACUGUAUGUGCAUAUGAAUCUGUAUCUGAAACUGCAAACUACAAAACAUGAGAACAUCAGAAGCUGUUGCUGUAAUGACUUUUCCUAUUGUAGCCUGCUUGGGGGGAAAAAAUGUCCCAUAUCUUGCUUUGUAAACUGAUGAUAAUAUCACUAUGCAUUUCUACACAUUUUAUAAAUUUGAUUUAUGCAGAUUUUGAUACACUGUAUGUUUCUGUAGAAAUUGUAUAAAUCUUCAAAAGUUUUAUUAGGGAUAAAUUUGGGGAGCCAAUGUGCAUCUUAAUGCUGGAUUGUGUGUUUUCUAGGUGAGGAAAAUAAAAAAUAUUUUAACUUG
Chrysemys picta bellii (western painted turtle) is the source of this 4410-nucleotide messenger RNA. It is a transcript of the gene GALNT7, whose product is annotated as polypeptide N-acetylgalactosaminyltransferase 7. Gene Ontology annotation, molecular function: polypeptide N-acetylgalactosaminyltransferase activity. Gene Ontology annotation, biological process: protein O-linked glycosylation. Gene Ontology annotation, cellular component: Golgi apparatus. The record is from RefSeq and is a predicted model, not a curated record. Lineage: Eukaryota; Metazoa; Chordata; Testudines; Emydidae.